AUGGUGACCUACACGGUAGGCGCAUCACGGUCCGUGGAUUCGCGUUCCACGAUCCGGCCGCGCCAGAAGGGAUGGGGCGGAAGGUGUACUUCACUGAUCCUCUCGAUCAAUAUGGGCGUCGAGAACCAGUUAUCCCACUUCUUGGACGCGACGUUCAGCUCGGUGACGCAUCCCCUGUUGGCUAUCAAGGCCGUGCUGGACAAGUUCUCUUCCACUGAGGUUCAGAGGUCGCUGAACCUGAUCGGCCAGCUCCCGCCGAAGAAGUCCUCCUGUUCCUUGAUUUCAUCGAUCUUGCGACUGCACUACACUGCCUUUGGGCUCCUUGAGUUCCCGCAAGUGUAUAAGUUCUUUGAGACCGACGCCGUCGACGAUUAG
Molecule: messenger RNA, 375 nt
Organism: Heterobasidion irregulare TC 32-1
Lineage: Eukaryota; Fungi; Basidiomycota; Agaricomycetes; Russulales; Bondarzewiaceae
Exons: 2
Coding region: 1-375 (124 amino acids)
Source: RefSeq, a predicted model, not a curated record